AGGACGGAGAGUUCCGCAUUCCAGAGUCACAGUGAUACUUAAAGCGCGCUGAUGCAACGCAAACAGACAAACGAACUGAACGGACGAACCGACGCGAACUCUAAGCGCACAACCAUAAUGAUGCCUGGUCAAAUCCCUGAUCCCACGGUCACCGCCGGUUCUCUGCCCAGCCUCGGUCCACUGGCUGGUAUUUCUGCUACCACUUUAACAGACCAAUUCAAACUGGCGGAACUUUACAGCUUCGGCGCUGUUCUGUCACCUCUCAUCCUGAACAGACAUGGCAAGAGAUCGUUCAGCGUCAUUAAGAGUGAGACAGAUGAUGAUGAUGAUGAUGAUAAUAAUGACGACCGCAAGAAACGAAGGAGAGAAAAAAACAAAGUCGCAGCCGCUCGCUGUCGGAACAGAAAAAAGGAAAGAACAGACUUUCUGCAGAAGGAGUCUGAACGGCUGGAGAUGUUGAACUCGGAUCUGAAGUCUCAGAUUGAGGAUCUGAAAUCGGAGAAGCAACAGCUCGUUGUGAUGCUCAACCACCAUCGACCCACAUGCAUCGUCCGCACUGACAGCGUAAAAACUCCCGAGAGCGACGAGCACGUCUCGAGUCACUUUAAACAGCAGUCUGACUGAACCGACCCUAAACAGCUGGGAGAGAGAGAGAGAGAGAGAGAGAGAAGUCACCGAAGAUCACGUGUCUAGAAGCAGAACUGUAGCCGUCUGUAUCGCGUGCCGAGACGUUUGUACAGCCACAGAUGAGGAGGAACAAACUGAGUAUGAAACUAUUAUCAGACCACGACGACGUCUAUUGCUCUGCAAACUUUGGGUCUGAAGGUUUGGGUAAAGCAUGCAAGGGAUGAUCGGCGCGCGCGUGGGAACGGGAAUGGAUUUGCUCAUCUGCUGUAUGGACGCGAAUUUCCCUGACAAGAUUUUGACACUUCUGACAUAAAUCUGCUCGAUAGCAGAUCGUUCGUACUGUUGAGAAACAAGUGAAGCAUAUUUCAGUUAAACGGAAUGUAAAAAAAAUAACUUGACAUUUAUGCCAAAUUCUCAAAAGUGCCGCCAGAUGGCGCUGCCUGAUAAACCCCAUUGCUCCUGAUGCUGGCGUCUCAAUGGACUUCUUGUUUACAGUUGUUCGUAUUAAUACAUUCAGUUGUAUUCUGAACUCUUGUGUUUUUUGUUAUUCACAUGGUGUUGUAAAUGUUAUAUGUUUUUUGUAUUCUUGUGCACGUCUGUUGAACAGGCACUUUUGUUACCUAUGUGUCAUCGUUGCAUCAAAAUAAAACCUAUUUUUAAAAUACA
Molecule: messenger RNA, 1293 nt
Organism: Triplophysa dalaica
Lineage: Eukaryota; Metazoa; Chordata; Actinopteri; Cypriniformes; Nemacheilidae
Gene: jdp2b
Product: Jun dimerization protein 2b
Exons: 4
Coding region: 52-624 (190 amino acids)
Biological process (GO): regulation of transcription by RNA polymerase II
Cellular component (GO): nucleus
Molecular function (GO): DNA-binding transcription factor activity, RNA polymerase II-specific; RNA polymerase II cis-regulatory region sequence-specific DNA binding
Source: RefSeq, a predicted model, not a curated record